Messenger RNA from Megalops cyprinoides (Indo-Pacific tarpon), 1647 nucleotides. RefSeq names its product protein SCO2 homolog, mitochondrial (gene sco2). The coding region runs from base 105 to 1046 and encodes 313 amino acids. The record is from RefSeq and is a predicted model, not a curated record. The transcript has 2 exons. Gene Ontology annotation, biological process: mitochondrial respiratory chain complex IV assembly. Lineage: Eukaryota; Metazoa; Chordata; Actinopteri; Elopiformes; Megalopidae.
CACUGUUGUACAACCAAAAAGUCACGCUUUAACCGGCAGAGGUCGGGGAGGUUUACAUGCUGGCUACUUGAUUUUGACCUCUGCAGAUGUUUGCCUUGUGAAGGAUGCUGGGAAUCAGGUGCCGGGGAUGUCUGGAUUUCCUAGUGACAUCUGGGAGACUCCUGAAGUCCACCUCCAGUGGUGCAGGUAGACUAGUUCUGUCCAAGUGGGGCUGCGCUUCCACACACCACCACCAGAGGGCUGUCCUCACGCGACCCUCCUCCUGCUGUGCACCUGGUCUCUUGGGAUCACUAUCAGAGGGUCUGGGCGCGCUGGGAAGGAAAGGAAGCCAUGGCUGUCCGGCUUUCUCCUCCUCAGUCCCACGGAGAGGGCUCUCUCGGGGCCCCACGAAGCCCACCCCGGUGAUUAAGCUGCGGACGCGGCUGGCGGUGACGCUGCUCUUCGGCGGGGGGAUCCUGGGCACGUGGUGGUACGUGCGUUCGGAGAAGCAGCGCCAGCUCCAGCUGCAGCGGAUGGAGCAGCUGAGGCAGGCGGCCGUGGGCCAGGGCGACUUCCGCCUGGUGGACCACACCGGGAGGCCCCGCACCAAGCGGGACUUCCUGGGCCAGUGGGUGCUGCUGUAUUUCGGCUUCACCCACUGCCCGGACAUCUGCCCCGACGAGCUGGAGAAGAUCUGCAGCGCGGUGAGCGCCCUGGACCGCGAGGCGGGGCUCCCGCCGGUACAGCCCCUCUUCGUCACCGUCGACCCCGAGCGGGACGACGUGGCCGCCCUGGCGCGGUACGUGCGGGACUUCCACCCGCGCCUCGUCGGGCUGACGGGCACGGCCGAGGAGGUGCGGGAGGCGGCGCGGGGUUACCGCGUGUACUACAGCGCCGGCCCCAAGGACGACGACAACGACUACAUCGUGGACCACACCGUCCUCACCUACCUGAUCAACCCUGACGGCCUCUUCCUGGAUUAUUACAACAGGACCAAGAGCGACGAGCAGAUCGCCGACAGCAUCCGCAACCACAUGAAGACCUACGUCAAGCUCUUCCCACACUGAAGAGAGGCCGCCCUCCCCUCUGUAGCAGGACAAUGUAGUGUGUGUAUACAGUAAACUGAAUUUGUUUGACAGCUCUAAAUCAAACUGUAUCCCAGAUGACUUUACCAAACCUGCCUUAUGCCCAGAGCUGUGUAAACCGAAAGAAUCAUUGUUCUCUGCCCAAGGAUCCGUCUCAAGGAUUCUGCACAGCUAUGGGGGCCAAUUGUGACUGAUGAGUCUAUUAUUUUGAUUAAAAAAAAAAAAAAAGUUGCACUAAGGUUCGAACCUGUCAGUUUCAUUUGCCAGCAGUGGCCCUCAGCAGCAGAAAAAAUCGUUACGGGGGGAUAUGAGUGGGCUUCCUCGUCUCAGCUCUUUCAAACACUCUGUGAUUCGUCAGGCGCCUCCAGGUGUCAGUGGAGUUGCACCUAUCCUCCAAAGAGCUCCCACUUCACUGUAGUGCAAUAUGUGAUUUGUAGUGUAAAAAAUAGCUGUCGGCUGUGUAUGAGUUUAAAUACGCAGGAAUGCACAGACAUAGAGAGAGGAACAUGCCCCAAUCCCCUAAUUAAUUCACGGUGUAAUGAUAACUGCAAUUUACAACUGAUACAUAAAACACUGAAGUAUG